UCCCUUUCCCCACCCAUUUUUAAUAAAAUAUAUAUAUAGUCAUUGCGCUGGUUGCCGCCACCAUUCACCGUUUUGGUUUCUGACCCACCAUCCAUCUUCUCCUUAUGGGUCAGCAAACCCGCCGGGAGUCCUAUUCCGGCCCCUUGCCUUCCACUGCACAUCGAAAGGAUUACAAUUAUAAUUACUGUCAUCACCGUUGUCAUCAUUAUCAUCGUGACCCACGUUUCUUCGAGUUUGUCAGCAAGAACGAGACUAGUGACUUAGUCUUGCCUUUCGACAAACUCGAGAAGCUAAGUCAGGAUGACAUUAGGGAAUGUGCUUAUGAAAUUUUUUUCACUGCUUGCCGGUCUUCCCCAGGAUUUGGGAGCCGGCAAGCGCACUCGUUCUCGUCAUGGAAUAACGAUGCAAAGUCAAGCAAUGUGGUGAUGUCGCCGACAAGUAAGGUGAAGCGGGCUCUAGGGUUGAAGAUGUUGAAAAGGUCACCAUCAAGGAGAAUGGUGUCGGGUGGCAGCCGCGGGCCGUCAUCGCCAGUGGGCGGAAGCAGCCCUUUUCAUCAGACUGGGCCACCAUUGAGGCCACGGCGGCCGAUGACUUCUGCUGAGAUUAUGAGGCAGCAGAUGAGAGUGACUGAGCACGACGAUAACCGCCUAAGGAAAACCAUCAUGAGGACCCUCGUUGGCCAAGCAGGAAGAAGAGCAGAAACUAUCAUUCUCCCCUUAGAACUUCUGAGGAACCUAAAACCUUCAGAGUUCAAUGAUUCCAAUGAGUACCAUAUGUGGCAAAAGAGGCAGCUUAGAGUCCUUGAAGUAGGGCUCCUCACACACCCUUCAGUCCCUAUAGAAAAAGCCACCACCUUCGCCCUGCGCCUUAGGGACAUCAUACGUAGUGGUGAGUCCAAAAUCAUAGACACUGGCAAAAACUCUGACACCUUGAGAACCCUUUCCAAUUCAGUGGUUUCCUUGGCGUGGAGAAGUUCCAACGGUACCCCCACCGAUGUUUGCCACUGGGCUGAUGGAUUCCCUUUGAACAUUCACCUCUACACUUCACUUCUUCAAGCAAUUUUUGACAAUAGGGAUGACACAUUAGUCCUUGAUGAGGUUGAUGAGCUCCUUGAACUGAUGAAAAAGACAUGGUCCGUAUUGGGGAUCACUAGGCCUAUUCACAACGUGUGCUUCACUUGGGUGUUGUUUCAACAGUAUGUGGCAACCGGGCAGAUAGAACCUGAUCUUCUAUGUGCCACACAUACCAUGUUGAGUGAGGUGGCCAUUGAUGCUAAGAGGGAAAGGGAAUCAUUUUAUGUGAAGCUCUUGACAUCAGUGCUGAGUUCAAUUCAGGGUUGGGCUGAGAAGAGACUGAUUGAUUAUCAUGAGCAUUUCCAGAGAGGAAAUAUUGGCCAAAUUGAAAAUGUUCUUCCUGUGGUGUUGUCAGUCACAAAUAUUCUCGGUGAAGAUCUCGUAAUAUCUGACAGUGGGGAAGGGGGAGAGAAGGGAGAUAUAACCAUAGUGGACUCAUCUGGGGAUAGGGUUGACUAUUAUAUUCGAUCUACCAUAAAAAAUGCAUUUGAAAAGGCAAUUGAGGCAGUGAAAGCCAAGGCUGGUGAAUUGGAAAUAAAGGGAGAAUUCAGUGAAUUUCUGCUUCAUUUAGCUCAGGAGGUAGAAGAUUUGGCAAUGAAGGAAAGAGAGAAUUUUACUCCAAUGCUAAAGAGAUGGCAUCCAGCACCAGGUGCAGUUGCAGCAAUGAUGUUGCACAGCUGCUAUGGGCAUGCGCUGAGGCAAUAUUUAGGUGAUGUGACCUCACUGACUCAUGAGACAGUUGAGGUGUUGCAAAGGGCUGAAAAGGUAGAAAAGGUUUUGCUCCAAAUGGUGGUUGAGGAGGACUAUGGUGAGGGUGAGGAUAAUGCCAAAACAGUUAUGAGAGAGAUGGUUCCAUAUGAAGUUGAUUCAAUCAUAUUGAAUCUCAUGAGAAAAUGGAUAAAUGAGUCAUUGAGCAAUGGAAAAGAGUGUCUGCUAAGAGCAAAAGAAACUGAAACAUGGAAUCCAAAGUCCAAAUCAGAGCCAUAUGCACCAUCAGCCGCAGAGUUGGUGAAAUUGACCAAGACAACUGUAGAAGAAUUCUUUCAGAUUCCAGUAGGAAUAACUGAAGAUAUAGUUCAAGAACUUGCUGAUGGAUUGGAAAGUCUCUUCCAGGACUACAUGAUGUUUGUUGCAGCAUGUGGUACAAAGCAGAGCUAUAUUCCUUCACUUCCCCCUUUGACAAGAUGCAACCGUGGCUCAAAGUUGAUCAAGUUGUGGAAGAAAGCUAGCCCUUGUGGUGCUAAUAUCUCAGAGCUAGAUAACACAAAUGAAGGUCAUAAUCCUAGGCCAUCAACUAGCCGUGGCACCCAGCGCCUCUAUGUUCGUCUCAACACCUUACACUAUCUCCUCUCUCACAUCCACACCCUUGAGAAAUCACUCUCUCACACCCCUGGUGUAGUCCCUUCUUCAAACCGUAAACAUAGUGGUCCCUAUUUUGAAAUAGUCAAUUCCUCCAUCCCAGCAGCAUGUCAACAUGUCUCAGAAGUUGCAGCAUACCGUCUCAUAUUCCUUGACUCCAAUUCAGUCUUCUAUGACAGCCUCUAUGUUGGUGAUGUAGCCAACUCACGCAUUAGGCCAGCAUUGAGGAUCCUCAAGCAAAACAUCACACUGAUGACUACACUUGUGGCAGAUAGAGCUCAAGCACUUGCAAUGAAGGAAGUGAUGAAGGCAUCCUUUGAUGCAUUCCUCAUGGUUUUGCUUGCUGGUGGAAGCUCAAGGGUGUUUAACAGGUCUGAUCAUGUGAUGAUCCAAGAGGACUUUGAGAGCUUGAACCGGCUUUUCUGCACUUGUGGGGAGGGACUAAUAGCAGAAAAUUUGGUCCAGAGAGAGGCUGCAGUGGUAGAGGGUGUUAUUGCAUUGAUGGGGCAAUAUACUGAACAGUUGAUGGAAGAUUUCAGCAUUGCCACAUGUGAAACAAGUGGGAUUAGAGUCAUGGGUAAUGGGCAAAAGUUGCCUAUGCCACCUACCACGGGAAGGUGGAAUAGGUCAGAUCCAAACACAAUAUUGAGGGUGCUGUGCAGUAGAAAGGACAGAGCUGCAAAUCAUUUCUUGAAGAGGACAUUCCAGUUAGCAAAGAGAAGGUGAAGCCAAAAUGUCUUGUUGAAGUUUAAGCACAGAGAUACACUAUUGGCAAUGAUGCAUAUUGUUGCUCUACAAUUCUUGCCUUGUGACAAAGUGGGGGAGCAGGGUUGUAUAUUUGAAAGCACACAAAGUGGUUGCCAAAUGGAGAAAAUAUGGGCUGAAGAAAGCAAUGCUUAUGUUUUCAUCAUUAAGCAUUGAAAUGAAUUGUAUUUUAAAUACCCUAAGAUAUUCUUUAAUUGUUUUUUUUUUGGGAGAUAAAGAGAGAAGGAAAAAAUGGCAGUUUCUUAGCUUAGUUUGUUGAUGUUGCAUAUAUAAAGUAGGCCUACACACACUGCUCUGAGAAUUUCUGUUUGUAAUUAAUCAAUUAGCUGAAAGGGAAAUGUAUUUUCUUUUCUAAUUUUAGUGUCAACUAAAAGGGCUUGCAAGAAGGGCACUAAUCAAAAUGGAGUUCUAGAAGUUAAUA
Glycine soja is the source of this 3618-nucleotide messenger RNA. Its product is annotated as protein unc-13 homolog. NCBI's taxonomy places the organism in Eukaryota, Viridiplantae, Streptophyta, Magnoliopsida, Fabales, Fabaceae. The coding region runs from base 105 to 3158 and encodes 1017 amino acids. The record is from RefSeq and is a predicted model, not a curated record. The transcript has 5 exons.